Durusdinium trenchii is the source of this 1489-nucleotide messenger RNA. The record is from the annotation of a GenBank genome assembly. NCBI's taxonomy places the organism in Eukaryota, Dinophyceae, Suessiales, Symbiodiniaceae.
UCAAGUUUUCCUGUUUGAGUAAAUAAAAAUAAAUAAAACAUUUGUACUCACGGCCGUGUCUUCGUCAUGGCGGAGAUUGCUUCCUAUUUCAUCGUAGAAAAGAACACCUUCUUGCACGUCCAAGAGGGUGAGGAGAUCCGACCACGAGCACGAAGUGCUUCAUGGUCCUGUGGUGACACAUGGCUCGAAGACUCUCGAAUUGAGCUUCUGCCCAUUGAGAAGCCCUCGGAGCUCAAAUUGAAGUACAAAAACAAUGCAGAGGAAGUAUGCGAUGAGUGUUUGCAGCCUACGAAGCCUGCAAAGCAGAUGGCUGAGGAGACUGCAAGCAAGUGCCACGCUUGUGUGUUUUAUGCGAGCCGCUUUGGAUGCUCUCUCGCCACUUGCCCCUUCGUUCAUGACCUCAUUGAUGCAAAGCCACAAAAGCGUGCUCGUCCUCAGAAACACACCCGCAAGACGUCCAAAUGCGCCGUAGACGAGCUCUUUCAACACAUGCAGGAUCCCGCUCCAGCACCUGGCAUCUAAAGGUUCUUACGCAUGGUCAGUGAUUGUUGCCAAGCUGGACGAGCAUCUUGGCGACCGAUCGAUGCAGAAGGCGCCAGAGAUCUUGGCAGGGAGAGUUUUUUAUGGUAGCGCUAGCUCCGUCUGGGCACAGGGACCCCGCGCACUUUUUAUCACUUUUUAGGGAGCUUGGAGCUCGGACACGCACGGACCUGAACACAUGCCAUUCCAGAUAGAUCAGAUAUGCCAAAUAGAAUUCCAGAGAGGAUGUCAGAGUAUUAUAUGCCAGAAACAGUGCUGGAAGAUGCCAGGAAGAAUGCAGGCAUCACUGCAUAGACUGCCAAAUGACGGAACAAGCAUUAGAAUACACGGCAGAACACAUAUCAGAGCCGAAUUCGGAUCUUAUGUCACAACACCAGAGCACUGCCAGAGCAUAUGUCAGAAGUACAUGUUAGAAGACUUGCCAGAACACAUGUCAGGCUUCACGGCAGGACGAGCGUCAGAAACGUUCCAGAACAAUGUCCAGCCUCUAUGGUAAUUAGGUGUCAGGACACGUACCAGACUUGACGCAAGAAAACAAUGCGUCAGCGCGCAUGUUAGGCAGCGCUUGUCAGGAAAGUCUGUCAAAAGAUGUGCCCUGCCUUCUUCCAAAGGGGGAUAACUCUAAGUAAAGUAUAAGUAAUAGUUUUUCGUCAGCAAGCCUGCAAUUCCUUGAGGUACGCAUGCCAGAAUACUACUCAGUACCAGUGGCUUGCUGUCAGGAAUGCUGCGAGAUUGUGCGGACUUUAAAUGUGGACAGUGGACAUCACAAUUCAAGCGCCGAUUUCAAGAAUUGUACUUCUCCUUGCGUUUUGACUUUUGACCCUUUACCAAGUCAGCUUAUAUAAUAUGAACACACCUUCCGGUGUGCCAUUAAUAUGAACUUAGCACUGCAAAAUGGCAGUGCUGAUUUGAACACCCCUGCACAUGGCUUGGCUGACGUCGAUCGAUC